This is a messenger RNA of Sander lucioperca (pikeperch), 1102 nucleotides long. RefSeq names its product dual specificity phosphatase DUPD1-like. The transcript is spliced from 4 exons. The record is from RefSeq and is a predicted model, not a curated record. Gene Ontology annotation, biological process: negative regulation of MAPK cascade; protein dephosphorylation. Lineage: Eukaryota; Metazoa; Chordata; Actinopteri; Perciformes; Percidae. The coding region runs from base 296 to 898 and encodes 200 amino acids. Gene Ontology annotation, molecular function: protein tyrosine/serine/threonine phosphatase activity; MAP kinase phosphatase activity. Gene Ontology annotation, cellular component: cytoplasm.
CAACUGUACGACGUAGUGUACGGUGUAGUUUUGCGGGCUGCCAUUUUUUUCUUUUAAAUCUGGGGUGAGUGAAUACAAAAAUGUGUGGUUGCUAUUGACAGUAGCUUGGCUAGUUAAAAAAAUGGUAGGUUUGCGCAGGAUGUCCCAUGUUGCGUUUGUGACAGUUCUCUCUGACCAAUCAGUGGUCUGCAGUGCUUCAACUCCACCUUGUAGUAUUGGCUCAGCUCGCUUGGAACCUUGAAGGAGGUGGUACCAAAAGUACUAGGUUGUAAAAGCAGAAGUGGAGCAUCCAGACAUGCCCAGAGGCCUCAGCUGUUUGGCAAGCCCUGAGGGGGCAGACAGCAAGUAUGAGACCCCCCCAGCUUCAGAGCUCCAGAAGUUAAUGUGGACAAAGAAAGGGACCAGCAGCCAUCUGGAUAUGGUUCAGCCCAGGAUCUACAUUGGAGACAUGUAUGCAGCCAAAGACAAGAGGACACUCCAGGCUCACCACAUCACCCAUGUACUUAACGCUGCUGAUGGGAAGUUCAACGUGAACACAGGCCCCAGCUUCUACCGAGACACCAAAAUCACUUAUCAUGGAGUGGAAGCUUUUGACAUGCCAUCCUUUAACUUGAGUCCCUUCUUUUACCCAGCAGCCAAUUUUAUCAAGAACGCUUUGAGCUCGCCAACAGGUAAAGUGUUUGUCCACUGUGCGAUGGGUCUCAGCCGCUCGGCCACCUUGGUUCUGGCCUACUUGAUGAUCUACGAGAACAUGACACUGGUGGACGCCAUCAAAGCUGUCAGCGCCAACAGGAACAUCUCACCUAACAAUGGUUUCCUGGAGCAGCUCAGAGAGCUGGACGUGAAGCUGCACUGCCAGGGAUCAUCCAGGAGCUGGAGUGCCAACGGGCGGACUUGAGCUAAAAAUCCAUCCGUCGAUAAAUUUGGAUUAUACUGUUGAGUUUGUAGUAGAUAUUCCAGCGAAGAUAUGAAUGUAAAAACAUGCUCUUAUUGCCUUUUCUUUGUAGACAAAUUUCAUUUUUUUUGUGAAGAAAUGAAAGUGACUUAAAUUACGUUAAAGGCUUUUUAUUGUAAUAAACUACGAUUUAAAGAUCAAAACCAA